UAGUGUGUGUAUGUGUGUUUGUGUGCAGUUUAUCUAUAAUAAUGUUGUGGGCACGCGUUAUCUGGAAAGAGUUAGGUCAUCGGAUCUAUGAAGAUGUUAUCCCCAGAACUUGGAUAAACCGUGAAAAAGGUGUUAUUUAUUGGCCCGAUGUAAUAAAAGAUGAAAGAAAGGCAAUGGAAGGCAAAUUGGAAAUAAAAAUGUGGAAAGAAUUUACACUGAUCAAGUUUAUAAUUGAAAGUGAUGAUGAGCAAUUGUGUAGAGAUUAUGCAUUUUCAUCAGAAAGUGAAAGUGAAAAAAACACUAAAGAUGAUAAUGUAUCAAAUAAAUUGAUUGACUUUGCAGUUGCCCAAAAUUUGCCAGUUCCUCCUUUGCCAUUCAGAGGCAUUUGUUCAUCAAGCUUAGCAUCACAUCAUGUAGCUCCUCCAACUCAACUAUUAACUUCCUCUAGUCAACCAAAGCUCUUAUUAGACUUGUUUAGAAUACCAUCUUCUGAAUCAGGGUUGCAAAGUCAAAGUCAAACUUUCAAAAAUAAAACUAUUAAUUCACGUAAAGAUGAAAAUAUGGAUAAUAUAGCAUCUAAGAGAUGUAAACUUUCUAAUGAUGCUAUGAGUCUGGAAUCAGAUUUUGAAUCAGGUGGGAGUUCUGCACUCCAUUUAUCAGAAGAGUGUCUUAUGCCAUUAGCUAAAUAUCAAAAAAAAACCCUUUCGUUAUUAAUUGAGAUACGAGAUGGAAUAAAUACAUUAUUAAAAGUUAACAAAAAUAAUGAAAGUUCGAAUGAUGUAAAUAUGAUAAUGGAUGUUGAAACAUUGGAAAUAGAAAAUAAUAGAUUAAAGAACAUGGAUGUAAAGAAGAUUUUGGUGGAAAAGCUAAAAGCUAUUGGUGGGGAUAAUUUUGAAAGACAUACACGCAACAUAAUAACAAAAUUAUUCAGUGUUGAACUACGCUCGAAAAUGAAUAUGAAGGGAAAAGACCGAAAAGGUUCUUUAACAACAAAGAUUGCAUUUGAUAAAUUAGAGUACAGUAGUGUAAUUUAUGGUGAGAUGCAGUUAUGUUUAAAUGGAACAAUGCCGAUCAAAGUUCGAUCCGAAAAAUUAUAGCAAACAAGUUGAAAAAUGCACCUGCAGAGUUAAGACUUUCACCAAAAUAGCAUUAAUUUAUUUUAUUUUUUUAUAUAUAUAUGUAUAUUGUUUUAACAGAAAGAUCAACUCAAACUAAAAA
This is a messenger RNA of Hydra vulgaris (swiftwater hydra), 1218 nucleotides long. The record is from RefSeq and is a predicted model, not a curated record. Lineage: Eukaryota; Metazoa; Cnidaria; Hydrozoa; Anthoathecata; Hydridae.